Molecule: messenger RNA, 1011 nt
Organism: Papaver somniferum (opium poppy)
Lineage: Eukaryota; Viridiplantae; Streptophyta; Magnoliopsida; Ranunculales; Papaveraceae
Exons: 1
Coding region: 1-1011 (336 amino acids)
Molecular function (GO): RNA-DNA hybrid ribonuclease activity; nucleic acid binding
Source: RefSeq, a predicted model, not a curated record
AUGAAUGAUGUUGCUCCCUUUGCUGAUGCUUCCUUUUGGAGGAAAGUUUGGGGCAUCGAUUGUUUGCCCAAGAUUAAAUUCUUUUUGUGGAAUUUUUUUGCGUAUAUGAUUCCGGUUAAUUCCCUGUUAAAGUUAUAUAACCCUGAUGUGGAUGUGAUAUGCCCUCUAUGUCACUGUCAUGAAGAAACAGUUUUGCACUUAUUCAUUAAAUGUCCAGUUGCUAAACACAUUUGGUUUGGGGUUUCUUUACUUCAUUUGGUCUCCUCAGAUUUGGAUUGGAUUGAUGAUUACUUUCUGUUUUGGCAUAAUCCUGAACUUGGAGACUCUCCCUUUAAUGUUUCUUGGCCUAGCAUAGGUGCUAUUAUUACGUGGUGUAUCUGGAAGUUAAGGUGUGAUGUGAUCUUCAGAAAUGCUUCUAUUGAUCUGAAUAGGGUCAUCUUGGAUACUAAGAGAAUUUUUAACACUUACAUUUCUCCUCAGAAUCGUCCUGUUGUUGUUCUUAGUGAUGUUAAGAUCCCUGUUGCUGAAGUGGAUCAUUUUAUGUUUGUUGAUGGUUCUUUUAAAGACUUUAAUAUGGGUUUGGGUGUUAUUUGGUGUGAUGUUGUAGGAAAUGUAAGAAGUUCUCGAUCGGACUAUGGUUUGAUUCCAGAUGCAGUAGGUGCUGAAGCUGCUGCUCUAAUUUUGGCUAUCUCUUGGGCAGAAGAGAUGAAUCUUUCCAUAGUUAUUUUUGUCAGUGACUGUCUUCAGCUUGUGCAUUUCAUAAAUGGAGUCAGUUCUAAUAUUGCUUGGAGAAGUAGUGAUCUUCUUGAACAAUGUCGGAGUUUAAUUUCUAGUUCAGUUUCCUUUAAAAUCAUGUACAUUAAGCGUGUGAAAAAUCUUCUAGCUGACCGGCUUGCACGUCGGCCUAAAAAACACAGUAUUACGGGUCUUUGGGUCUCCUUUUCUUCUUUUUUGAACUCUCUUAUUAGGAAGGAGAACCUGAAUGAUGUUUGUACUUCUCUUAUUUCUUAA